AUGGAUUCCGAGUUUGACGAAGUGAUGAAGAUAUUCAGAACAAAUUUACCUUAUGAGGAAGUGUAAGCUCUGGUUACUUCAUACCUCGAGAAAUGGCAGAUAGAUUACAUUAAGAAUGUGGAAGCAGAAGAAUACAAAGUAAUCAAUUGAUCUAUCAUUUGCAGAAAGCCUUUAAAAUAGCCAAGAAGGUGUGUGUAAUAUUGAAACAGAAUCUUAAGUGUCUCUGUUUGAAGAUCCAAAAUCAACUUCCCAACAUUAAGGAUAUCAAAGACAUGAUCAUAACGAUCUUAGAUGAUUAUAGAUAGUUUUCAGAUGCAGAAAUCAGUCAAAUGUUCGAUGUCAAAUUUAAAUUAAAAAAGAAUGAUGAUAUCUUGCCAUUUGAGUUGAAAAGACUACAAGAGUUUUUAGAGUAACGUUACAAUAAAAUAAUAGAGAUCACCUAUUUAUUUUAAUUUCGUUUGUCAACAAUAUUGGUGCCAUCGAGAUCCUCAGGAAGAAGACUCAAAUUGGACUGAACUACAUUUGCAGAGCCCUGUCUAUCCGAUCUUAUCUGAUGACAAAGAAUUUAUUUAUUUAUCAGUAGGUUCAAUUGCAAUUGAAUGUCUGUUUCGCAUUAAAUCAAAGCAAUUAACCUUAGCAAGCUAUUUAAUUGAUUACUGUUCCUAUGCAGAUUUUAGAGGCCUUAAAUUAGGACAGCAAAACCCAUGAUUUUCUUAUUAAGAAUAGAAUCAUAUUUUCAUUAAUUGAAUAUUCAAUUAACAAUAACUAAAAGGCAAUGAUCCCAUAUCCAAAGGAAAUUCCCCCCUUUUAGAUUCAUUAUCAUUUGCUUUUGGGAUAUCAGUUCUUUGCCAAAGUCUUUGAACUUUUAGGAAAGUAUAGUAAUGAUUUAAUACAAUUUUAAUUAGAACUAAAUCUUAGUAGGAAUGUUAACAGUACUAUAACAGGAUGUAUGAUGAAUACAAAAGAAUGAAUCCUAAGGCAUUCGAAUAAUUGAAACAGAAACAAGAAUUGCUAGCAUAACUACAAUAGAAAACAUCGAGAUAGAGCACACAAUAGAAGUAGGAGAAACAAAAAACGGAGACGAUUUAAGUGGAGAAGGAGGAGAUAGAGAGUGAGAGAUUGGGCGAGGAGAAUUCAAUAGUGUUUUUUGAUUCUUGGGAAGAUGAGUCAUUCAAUGUGGCUAUGAAUUUGAGGGAAGAAUAAGAGUAAUUUUAUGAAAUAGGAAUGUAGUUGUUUGGAGAUAAUACUUUACUCAGUGGAUAUAGGAUUCACAAAGAAAUUGUACGUUUCACUAUUAGACUUACGAGGGGAUUAUAAGGACAUAUAGACUUAUCAAAAUCUUUUCAAUCAGAUUCAGGUGAUAGAUUUGGAGAGGGGACAAUUCGAUUUGGUGAAUCAGAAAUGGUAUGAGACAAUAUCUGGGUGUAUGCAUAGAAUAGCUAAUUGA
Molecule: messenger RNA, 1447 nt
Organism: Paramecium octaurelia
Lineage: Eukaryota; Ciliophora; Oligohymenophorea; Peniculida; Parameciidae
Source: the annotation of a GenBank genome assembly